AUGGAGACUGACGCCAGCAAAUAUUUACAGUCUAACGACACUCGCAGCUUGCUCGAUGUGGUAGACAAGCUUCGAUCACAAGGUAUCAGCAAGUAUGUAGACUUGCCAGAAAUCGUUGUCUGCGGUGAACAGUCGGCUGGCAAAAGUUCAGUCCUCGAAGCGUUGUCAGGCAUGACAUUCCCCAGCAAGGACAAUCUCUGCACUCGAUUCGCAACUGAGCUCAUACUUCGAAGAGCCCUGGAUGAGAGCACUGAUAUCAGUAUUGUUCCAGGUGUAGACCCAGAACGCUGUCAGGCGCAGACAGAUAUGCUACAUGCGUUCAAAGUUUCUGACUCGGACGGGCCACUCGACUUGGGUGAUGUCAUUGAGCGGGCUAAAGAGUGCAUGGGUAUCACUGAGUUCGGGAAGGUUUUCAGCUCAGAUAUUCUGCGCAUCGAGUUAUCUGGUCCGCAUCAGCCACACCUGACUCUGGUCGAUCUUCCAGGCCUCUUUCAGGCAGGUAGCACUACGCAGUCUGAUGAAGAUUGUGAGAUUGUCAAGACGAUGGUACGAAAGUAUAUGCAAAGCCCGAGGAGCAUAAUCUUGGCCGUUGUGUCAGCUAAGAACGAUUUCAACAACCAGAUCAUCACCAGGUACGCCCGCGAGAUCGAUCCCCAGGGAGAGCGUACUCUCGGGCUCAUCACGAAGCCUGACACACUACACGCCGGUUCUGACAGCGAGCGCUUUUAUGUGGACCUUGCACAGAACAAGGACGUCAAUUUCAGACUAGGAUGGCAUCUGCUCCGAAACCGCGACUAUCCCGCACGUAACACAUCCCUGGAAGAGCGCAAUAAAGUCGAGGAAGACUUUUUCUCGAAAGGGAUUUGGACUUCUCUCCGACCAACACAGCUUGGAGUGGCUGCCUUGAAGCCGCGGCUAAGUAAAGUCUUGAGGGAUCAGAUCUUGCUACAGUUGCCUCAUGUAUUGUCCCAAAUUGAGGAAGGUAUUACAGAUUGUACAGGACGACUUGACCGUCUUGGGGCAUCGCGGGCUACGCUUUCCCAGCAGCGACGUCACCUUUUGCAGGCCAGCGAGCAAUUUACCGCCCUGGUACAAAAUGCUAUCGACGGUUCAUAUUCCAACCCAUUCUUCGGAAAAGCAUCCACCACAUCAGGCAGACAGAAGCGACUGAGAGCAGUUGUACAGAAUACCUUGGCCGAGUUCGAGCACUCUAUGCGUGUUGACGGUCAUGCGCUCGAAAUCGUGGAAGUCAAAGAUGUAAAGCAAAAGAAGCAGAUAUCUCGCCAGUCUUACAUUAAGAACGUCAAGGAGCUCCUGCAACACAGCCGAGGUCGUGAGUUGGCUGGACUGUUUGACCCUUUGAUCGUUGGUGAACUCUUCGGUGACCAAUGCCAGCCCUGGAACAACAUUGUGGACACAUACGUGGACAAGAUUGUUGAUGCCGCUUAUUAUCUCGUUCAGACGGCUCUGAGUCACGUUUGUGACCAACCGACCGCGGAAGGAAUUCUUAAUCAUAUUGUGUACUCAAGCAUGGAGAAUUUUAAGGCUGAGUUGCACGAGAAGGUCACAGAAAUCAUGAGACCUCAUUACGAGGGUCAUCCUAUCACCUUCAACCACUAUCUCACAGAUAAUGUCCAGAAAGCUCAAGCUGAGCGUCGUAGGAAAGAACUUGAGAAGUCUAUUUCGGGAUUCUUUGGGGACGAGUUUGACAGUGGAGACAUGAACAGAGUUUCGUUCAAUAUGAGUUCGCUUCUGAACCUGCUGAACAAGCAGACUGAGACUGAUAUGAACAAUUAUGCUAGCUCUACCGCCACUGACUUCAUGCAAGCGUAUUAUAAAGUUGCAUUGAAGAAGGUUGUUGACGACAUCAGUGUCUUGGCAAUUGAGGCAUGUCUUGUUCAAAGACUGCCCGAGCUUUUUGCCCCAGCUACGGUUUUUGACAUUGACGAUACUACAGUCAGAACUAUUGCAUCUGAAAAUGAAGAAUCUGUCACGGAGCGGGUCCGCUGCUCAGAGAAGCUCAAUAUACUUGAGGAAGGCAUGGUUGAACUCAAGAAGCUUCGGAAGUUUCAGCCAAUCCAUUCAGACUGUGAGUGA
This is a messenger RNA of Pseudovirgaria hyperparasitica, 2097 nucleotides long. RefSeq lists its product as uncharacterized. The transcript is spliced from 2 exons. Gene Ontology annotation, cellular component: membrane; microtubule; cytoplasm. The coding region runs from base 1 to 2097 and encodes 698 amino acids. Lineage: Eukaryota; Fungi; Ascomycota; Dothideomycetes; Acrospermales; Acrospermaceae. The record is from RefSeq and is a predicted model, not a curated record. Gene Ontology annotation, molecular function: GTP binding; GTPase activity; microtubule binding.